Molecule: messenger RNA, 1857 nt
Organism: Angiostrongylus costaricensis
Lineage: Eukaryota; Metazoa; Nematoda; Chromadorea; Rhabditida; Metastrongylidae
Source: the annotation of a GenBank genome assembly
AUGAUAAGAGGACUGAACCCAGUUUGGCAAGCCGUCAUUGCUGGCUGCUUCACAUGGGGUGUGACGGCACUCGGUGCUUCCUUGGUGUUCAUCAUGAAACACCAGAAUCGAAAACUGCUUGACCUUAGCCUGGGUUUCGCUGCUGGUGUGAUGAUAGCGGCAUCGUUUUGGUCUCUGUUAGCCCCUGCAAUUGAAAUAUCGGAAAAUACUAUGGGAUCUUUGGCAUUUCUGCCUGUGGCUGUUGGAUUUGCAGUUGGAGCAGCCUUUGUACACUUCGCAGACCGUAUGCUACCCACUUGCGUUAUGAGAGAUACGGCGGUGAUGAGUUAUGUGACACCAGCGAAGACGGAGACGCAGCUAUCAUUGGUAUCCUCUGCCAAUGGCUCAGAAAAUUCGGCAGCUCCACGGUACGACCAGGUUACCACCAUGAUUUCCGGUUUGCGCCACCGUGCUUCGAAAAAUAGAGCUGGUCUAAACGUCCAAGAAACCGGCGGAGAAAUAGAGUCUUUUACUCGAGAAAAAGAAACAAAAGGUUUGGACGAGGAGGAAUUUCGUUCAUCGUGGAGGCGGAUAAUGCUUCUGAUCCUCGCCGUCACCGUUCAUAACAUUCCCGAAGGACUAGCAGUCGGAGUAGGAUUUGGGUCAGUGGGAAAGGCUGAAGCAGCGAAAUUUGAAACUGCUUUCAACUUAGCGAUUGGAAUCGGGCUUCAGAAUUUCCCUGAAGGAUUGGCCGUCUCAUUGCCACUUGCUGCGUUCGGUUAUUCGAAAUUAAAGGCGUUCUGGUACGGCCAGCUAUCCGGAAUGGUGGAGCCUAUUUCGGCAGUGUUAGGGGCAGCAGCCAUAAUAAUGAUGGAGCCAAUACUACCGUAUGCGCUAGCUUUUGCUGCUGGAGCUAUGAUCUAUGUUGUGAUCGACGACAUAAUCCCUGAAGCUCAAAGGAGCGGGAACGGCAAGCUGGCUUCUGUUGCAUGCAUGAUAGGUUUUUUGAUAAUGAUGUCCAUGGACAGAUCUCAGCCUUCGAGGGCAAUGUAUCUGACGAAAGUUAUCCGUUUACCACGAAAGCCAUUCGUUGAAUUAGACUAUGCUCGGCAUAUGCCAAAGGAAUAUGUUCAAAGAAUGAAAAGGACCGUACCAAAGAAGGUGUAUGGUGGAAGGUUCGGCGCUCCUGACAUUACACGUUGGGUGAUACAUCCUGACGACUAUGUGCCAAGCUAUGAGCGACCGUGGACUAACGAGGAGUUGACGAAAUCCAUCAAGAGAGCGGAUAAAUACCAUGAGAAGAUGCUCUCUUCUAAAUUCUUCGAAUUACGUCGCACUAAGAUACGACGCAUGCCAGACGAACAGUGGACAUUUUUCCCUGGAGACAUUGUACAAGUAAUGGUGGGGAAGGACAAAGGCCGACAAGGUGCAGUGAUGUCAGUGUCUCGGGAAACAAAUGAAAUCUUGGUUGAAGGCUUGCAUUGUAAGCUGGAAGCGGAAGGAAUGGAGAAAAUUGGUAUAGACGAGAUCCUUAGGUGGAAGGAGCAACCACUGAAUGUAGAGAAAGAACACGUCAAGUUGGUAGAUCCCAAUGACAACGAGCCGUGUGAUGCAAAGUGGACGCUUAAUACUGCAGGAGACGAAUACAUACGCGUCUCUCUACGCUCUGGCUUCGAAAUUCCUAUUCCUAGCCAGGCUUACGUGACGUACGAGUAUCUUCAACCCGAGAAGUACAUUGAAGUGGAAGAUAAGGACACGCCAUAUUCUGUCGUAUUGGAACGAACGUAUGUUCCAAAGCUUGCUUCUUUUGAGGAUGAAAUUUGCGCAGAGAUGGGUAUAAAAGAUUUACGGAAAAAAAAACCAACAUAUUGGUAUUAA